CACAUCGUAUCUCUUACUCACCCCAGCAAUUGUCGUGUCACUGUCGCCAGAGAUGUCACCGGCGCCCAGGUGUCUCCAUGAUUCAUGACGGCCGCUGCAGACAUGACUUCUCCAGUUCUAUCGCCCGACGCGGAAGCCUCCUUCCUGACACCGUCGAAGGGCACCGACGAUCGCUCCAUCCACAGCGAGCAAGACACUGAUAGCGAGGAUGACUCUGUGCUGGGCGCUGCGCGGACCAGCGCUGACAUCCGCGAGCACGAUAGAAUGGUCCUGCUCGAGGAGGAUGAACGCGACCAGAUGUUGACCGAGAACCGCCUGGGUCGCAGACGCUCUGGUCUAGCCCUUCCCAAUCUCUUCAAGAAGAUGAUGCGAAAGACAUAUGGGAAGGCGUCCGCCGAACCAGGCCCAAGCUCCGAGAGCCUAUCGAAUAAUGCCGGCAGCGAAGAAAAGGAGAGACGGCGGCAGAGGAGGGCGCGGAGGCAAGACAAGAAAGACAGGUUGACGGAGGCUGCAGCCCAUGGCGAGGAUAGGGGAUUGAUGUAUGAGAUGGAAGAAGGCUUUUUGAAAGAAGGGUCCGCCACUGGGGAAAGCAGCAAUACCGAAGACCUGUCCGAUGUCGACAAAAAUGAACUGCACGGUGCGAGCGACAAAUCAAAGCAGCGGCGCAAGUGGGGAGGAUUGUGUUAUAUUAGUGUUCUCAUACUGCUCGCGUUUGUUUUAUUGUCCCUCGGCGCUUGGAAAUUGUCGAUGGGAAGGAGGAAGAUACCCGUUCAGGCCAUGUUUAAUAAUGGAACUGCGCUGUUUGCGCCCACGACAAUUCUCAUCAGCCUUGAUGGGUUCCGCGCUGAUUUUCUACAGAGAGGGAUUACGCCGAGGCUGAACUCCUUUGUUGCCGAAGGCAUAUCCCCGGUAUAUAUGCUACCAAGUUUUCCUUCGGUUACCUUUCCUAAUCAUUAUACGCUUGCCACUGGCCUGUAUCCUGAAAGUCAUGGUAUCGUCGGUAACACAUUUUGGGACCCAGAAUUGAAGAGGGAGUUCUAUUAUACGGAUCCGUCUCGGAGCAUGCAACCAGAGUGGUGGGGUGGAGAGCCAAUUUGGGUGACGGCAGAGAGGCAAGGGAUCCGAACGGCGAUACACAUGUGGCCAGGGAGUGAGGCUCAUAUUAUGGGUUUAGAGCCGAGUUUCUUGGAUACGUUCAAGAGUAAGGAGCCACUUCUCGACAAGGUUGACAGAGUACUCGAGCUUCUUGAUAAACCGGGACAAGAAGAUGAGAGUGCUCUCAUUGCCGAUAUGCGCCCACAGUUGAUCGCGGCAUACGUCCCCAAUGUCGACUCUGCCGGCCACAAAUACGGCCCCAAUAGCACCGAGAUGAGAGCCACUAUUAGCAGUGUGGAUAAUAUGAUCGAUCAGCUGUUUAUUGGUCUUGAAGAAAGGAACCUCACUGAAGUUGUCAACGUCGUGAUUGUUUCUGAUCAUGGGAUGGCAACGACAUCCACGGACAGGCUGAUCCAAUUGGACGACCUCAUCGACCUCAACCUCAUCGAGCAUACGGAUGGGUGGCCAUUAUACGGCCUCAGGCCAAAGUCGGCGGAUGAUUUGAUGCCUCUGUACGAUACACUGACAGUCGCAGCAAAAGCACACGGAAACUUCGAGGUGUAUCUGCGCAAUACAAACAUGCCAGAGCGGUAUCAUUUCUCGAAGAAUGAACGCAUUGCGCCACUCUGGAUUGUACCAAACACGGGGUGGGCAAUUGUAACCAAAGAAGACUUCAACGUUGCAACGGCCAAGGCGGAAGGUAAAGAAUACCAUCCGAAAGGACUGCACGGCUACGACCAUGGGAACCCGUUGAUGAGAGCGAUAUUCAUCGCCAGGGGACCAGCUUUCCCGCAUUCCCCAAACAGUAGAGUUGAGGUGUUUCAAAAUACCGAGGUGUAUAAUAUCGUUUGCGACACCCUCAACCUCAUCCCACAGCCAAACAAUGGAACGCUGCGGUUACCGUUGAAGCCAGUCGGUGCUCACAGCCCCGAAACAACGCCUGAGGAGCCUUUAGAUCCUCUGCCAUCAGACGGGCCUUCCACAAGUAAGCCAACAAGCACUGUGGAUCCCAGCAUCGAUCGGCCUGUCAUCAGUGAUGUUCCAGGUGUCAACAGGCCUGUCAUGAGCCAGGGUACACCAGAGACUCCUACAGCUUCAAAUGUUCACGGUGCUCCCGAAACUACAGGCGAGGCCGGAGCUGGCGAUGGUAUCUGGGACAUGCUUGAUGGCGAUUAUAUUGCAAGCAAGUUGGAAGAGUUCGGAAAUUGGUUAGGCGGGCUCUUCGGGGGUAAUGGAGGAGCUGAGCGAAAGGAAGGGGAAGAAUGAGAUUUGAUGGCGGCCUAGGCACAUUUAUGUGACUUUCGGCAUAGUGUAUAGCGAUCUAUCACCAAGAGGG
This is a messenger RNA of Pseudogymnoascus destructans, 2431 nucleotides long. RefSeq lists its product as uncharacterized. The coding region runs from base 85 to 2361 and encodes 758 amino acids. NCBI's taxonomy places the organism in Eukaryota, Fungi, Ascomycota, Leotiomycetes, Thelebolales, Thelebolaceae. The transcript is spliced from 2 exons. Gene Ontology annotation, molecular function: nucleoside triphosphate diphosphatase activity; ribonucleoside triphosphate phosphatase activity. The record is from RefSeq and is a predicted model, not a curated record. Gene Ontology annotation, biological process: nucleoside triphosphate metabolic process.